UUUGGCAUUGGCAUCUUAUCUUAUCGUAUCCUAUAUUUGCAAAUCACAGAAACAGAUUAAAAAAUUAAAAAAAGAAAAAGAAAAAAUGCCGUUGAGUGUGCAAAUGCUUCAAUGGGCGCCAAUUUCAUCCACCCCUUCUUCUUCUUCUUGCUUUGGUAGGUUUGCAGUUUUGGUUCACUGUUACCAUCGUUCCUUCAAUUCCUAUCCCAAUGGCGGAGUCUCAGCUCUCAACCUCGGUUUCCACUAUCUUCCAACCCCAAAGAGGAGAAGUGCAAUCGUUCUCGCCGGCAUGGAAGACACUGAACUCCGAGCUUCAACUACCCCACAAGAUAACAAGCUCGACAAAGACGAUGCCGAUCCUCAAGACCUCGAAUACGUCCGCCAAAUCAAAAGGGUUUUGGAGCUUCUCCGCAAGAACAGAGACAUGCUCUUCAGUGAGGUUAAGUUAACCAUCAUGAUUGAGGACCCACGAGAAGUUGAGCGCAGGAGAUUGCUUGGCAUUGAAGAUCCCGAUACCCCAACAAGGGAAGAUUUAGCAGAAGCUUUGGAACAAGUGAAUGAAGGGAAAGUCCCGGAAAACCGGGUUGCUCUUCAGGUGCUGGCUGAAGAAAUGCUGCAAUGGCCCAACCUAGAGGUUGAAGCAACAAAGAAAAAACCCAGCAAAUCCUUAUAUGCAAGAGCCACAGAUACCGGUAUUGAUCCUCAAGAGGCUGCUAGGAGACUGAACGUCGAUUGGGAUACAGCUGCUGAGAUUGAAGAUGAAACCAAGGAUGAUAGUGAAGUGCCUUCAGUUGUGGGUUAUGGAGCGCUGUACUUAGUAACGGCUUUUCCUGUGAUCAUUGGUAUCUCAGUUGUAUUGAUUUUAUUUUAUAAUUCUCUCCAGUAGAAGGUUAUUUUCUUACCAUCUGACUUCACCGUGUAUAACCAUGCCUUUGAAGUAGAUCUAUUUCAGUGUCAUUGUUUCUCCACAACAGUUUGUAUAUUCCAAUCAUGAAAUGUAAUAAUAAUUUUGUUGUGUGAUGCUC
Messenger RNA from Ziziphus jujuba (common jujube), 1025 nucleotides. RefSeq names its product ycf3-interacting protein 1, chloroplastic. Gene Ontology annotation, biological process: response to photooxidative stress; photosystem I assembly. Bases 86 to 886 code for a protein of 266 amino acids. The record is from RefSeq and is a predicted model, not a curated record. Gene Ontology annotation, cellular component: chloroplast thylakoid membrane. NCBI's taxonomy places the organism in Eukaryota, Viridiplantae, Streptophyta, Magnoliopsida, Rosales, Rhamnaceae. The transcript is spliced from 6 exons.